Messenger RNA from Poecilia latipinna (sailfin molly), 2546 nucleotides. RefSeq names its product zinc finger protein 330 (gene noazfp). Gene Ontology annotation, cellular component: nucleus. The record is from RefSeq and is a predicted model, not a curated record. Gene Ontology annotation, molecular function: zinc ion binding. NCBI's taxonomy places the organism in Eukaryota, Metazoa, Chordata, Actinopteri, Cyprinodontiformes, Poeciliidae. Bases 126 to 1082 code for a protein of 318 amino acids. The transcript is spliced from 10 exons.
AAUAGAGGAGACGUGACUGUUGUUCCACUUGCGGAACCCAAAUCACUGCGUUAUGUUUCACCGGACACCUUUUUCAGACGGACUUAACGCUAGCUUCGCUGGGUGAGCUAUUAUUGAUUCCAGAGAUGCCCAAAAAGAAAACCGGAGCCAGGAAAAAGGCGGAGAACCGCAAAGAGCGAGAGAAACAGAUCCGAGCCAACAGGGAGCAUGUGGAAGUGGCCAAACACCCCUGCAACGUGAACAUGGAAUGUGACAAAUGUCAGAGGAAGCAGAAGAACAGGGCAUUCUGCUACUUCUGUAACUCUGUGCAGAAGCUGCCUGUCUGCGCUCAGUGUGGUAAAACUAAGUGCAUGAAGGCUUCUGAUUGUGUUAUCAAGCAUCCAGGGAUCCACAGCACAGGAAUGGCCAUGGUGGGGGCAGUGUGUGACUUCUGUGAAGCCUGGGUCUGCCAUGGUAGGAAAUGUCUGAGCACCCACGCCUGCUCAUGUCCUCUGGCCGACGCCGACUGCAUCGAGUGUGAGCGUGGAGUCUGGGAUCAUGGAGGUCGGAUUUUCCGCUGUUCCUUCUGUCGGAAUUUCUUAUGUGAGGAUGAUCAAUUUGAGCACCAGGCCAGCUGUCAAGUCCUGCAGGCAGAAACCUUUAAAUGCGUUUCCUGUAACAGACUGGGACAACACUCGUGCCUGCGCUGUAAGGCCUGUUACUGUGACGACCAUGCCAAGAGUAAAGUGUUCAAACAGGAGAAAGGCAAGGCUCCACCUUGUCCGAAGUGCGGCCAUGAGACCCAGGAGACAAAAGACCUCAGCAUGUCCACUCGCACCUUGAAGUUUGGUCGGCAGGCCGGUGGCGACGACGAUGAAGACGACUAUGACGGCGCAUCCGGGUACGACGCCUACUGGAAGAACCUGGCAGCUGGAGGAAGCCGACAAGACGACUAUGGAGAUGAUGAUGAUGAUGAUGAGGAGGAAGAGGAGGAUGACGGGUAUGAGGAGGAUGAGGAAGAGGAAGAAGAUGAAGAUGAAGAGGAGGAUGAAACUGCUUCGGAGUCCCUGGCUGAGCUGAAGAUAGAUGGCACUGCAGCCUAAAGUAAGACUGAGGAGUGGAUUUGAACUGAGUGAAAGUCACAGAGUUUGGCAGUUAGCAGUCAAGCAGCUUAAUGUUCUUGUAAUCUUUGGAAGUGGUUUAUAUGCAUUCUUUUUUUUUAAGCUUUUCACAUGUUUUUUUGUCUAGUCCUGGUAUCAAUAUGGUAUGAUGAGGAAGAGGAGGACAAACGGAGAAAAACCAUAAACUGUACCAGAAAGCCCAAGUUUACCCAGGAGUGAGUAAAUAAAUAUCAAAAGGCAAAACUGAUUAUUAAAAGCUGCAUUCUGCAGUUUGUUGACUAAGAACUAUGAGAUUCUCACAGUUAGACCAGGCUUAAUAAAAGAACCAUCUAAAGGAUAUUUACAAAUUAACACCUGUGUAAAUAAAUAAAACAUGAUUUUUUUCUUUAAAAAAAUAGAAAAGCAAAAAUCCUUCUUACAGCUGCAAAAAUAAUCUACGUUUAACUUGCUGCUGUUUUUCCCAUCUAGCGUAACAGGAGUAUAUUGUUAAAUUAUCAAGUUUGUUGGCAAAAUGUAAUAAUAUUUCAAUCAAAGGCCAGGCAGUACUUGGCAUCAUGUGGGGGAGGGGCAUUAGUACAUUAUUGUAAACUCCCAUACAUAACUUAACAGAUUUCAUUUGCAUUGCAUUAAAAUAACUUUACAAAAGCAUUUAAUUGAAAUUCAGGAGCAGGAUUUUGUUUUGCAGUUUCUCUGUAAAACAAGAUGAGUUUUAAAUAUCGUAAAAAGUCGUAAUUUGUCAGAUUAUGACUUCUUAAAAAGGCAUAAAGCGGCUUCCUCUGACACCUUCUUACUUUGUUUCUUCUAGGUGACACUCAACCAUCGCACAAGGUGUUGCUGUUUUACUGUUACGACUUUUCUCGUUAAAAACAUGUUUUGGUUUUAACAAAAUAUAAAACUUUACUUUUUUGUAUCUUGUUAAAACGUAAAACUUUCUCGUUUUAGCAAGAAAUGCUCCUGAAAUGAACACUUCUGUACUUUCAUGUGUAAAAAUUAUAUGAUGGGAAAUUUUUGUAGUUUUUAAUCUGUGCCGGAUCUCUGGAUACAUAGUUGUGGAUUUUUUUUAAAUGCUUGAGCAUUAGCAAAUAAAAACAUAACUGCCAUAUGUAGAAACAACACUGGUUCUUCACAUGAGAUUUUUCUUGCAAAAAAGAGUUGUGGGUCAUGUAUACUGGAUUGAAAUCAGGAGAAAAGCAGUUAAAGUCUAAGGAAAAUCCUCAUAAAGGCUGAUUGACCUGUUGAUCAGAACCACUGUUGAAGAUGAGAAAGUCUAGCUGUUAGAAAGCAUAAAACAUAAGAAAUGACUGGUUCUCUAUUUGAAGCUCCUUGUUCAUUCCAGCGCUCUCUGGUGACUUUUAGGAAUGUUGUGAACCAUUUCAAACUUCACCCUUCUGCAAGGAAUUGAAGGAAUAAAGUUUAGUAUGAAUCUAAAUCAAUAAAAUUGUGACU